AUGGAGUAAUAACACGAAGUCAAGAUUUUAACUGAAAUAAAGAAUGUUAGUUGGUUCCGUUUGGUGGACAACAAUAAAUAAUUACUUUCAAAAGGAGUAUUUAAGAUCUGCUCUCUUUCAGAAUAGAAUAUAUACUAUAUUAACUAAGAUGAUUUCUAUUUCACAAUCUAAAAACAAAUCCCUUUCAUUAGUGUUUAGUUCUAGACUCAUAAGACUUACAUAUUCCCUCACAUUGAGAAUGGAUUUAAUGCCAUUUGUGUUGAAUUAGAUGAAGAAGUUAUAACUCAAUUAGAUAUAAUUCUUUCUAAUGUAGCCACCUUUCUUACAAAGGAUCUAUUAGAUCAUCAAGAUGAAACAUUGAGAAAUUCUAUCAACACUCACUGUGUUUCUAUCUUUGAAACACCCUUGAUUGAUGAUAAUUAAACCCUUCACUAUAUCAAGAAGGGUGGUGAUAUUCUUAAGAACGGUUUUGUUUGGCUAGGAAAAGCUGCUGCCACCGGAGUCAAUAAAGCUGGAGAAUACAUUGGUUCUAAAAUAUCAAGCACUAAAAAGGUUGAAGUUUCAUAAGAAACAAAGGAAAAAUUCUAAAAAAUUAAAGAUACCACUACUAAAACAGUUAGCAUUAGUGCUGGAUUUUUAUCUGCUGUCUUGGAGCCAAUGGUUGAUGCCACCUCUAAAUAUGUUAAAUAAAUCAAUGAGAAAAUAGACAAUGGCGACAAUGAAACUCUCAAAAAGAUUAAGAAGAUAGGUGGAGCCACCUUAGACGCUACAACUGAAGCAUUAUAAGGGCUAGGAAAAGGUGUUUGCGAAGUAGGUAAAUCUCUUGGUGAUAACACUCGUAAUAUAGUAGAAAAAAAAUAUGGAGAUGAUGUAACUAAUACAUUCUUAGGAUAAAAUGACGAAUAAAAAUAAAAAGAAUCACAAUAAGGCUAUACCUAAUUGAACUAAACUGAACACACAAAUUUAGAAUGA
Messenger RNA from Tetrahymena thermophila SB210, 972 nucleotides. Its product is annotated as senescence-associated protein. NCBI's taxonomy places the organism in Eukaryota, Ciliophora, Oligohymenophorea, Hymenostomatida, Tetrahymenidae. Gene Ontology annotation, cellular component: plasma membrane. The record is from RefSeq and is a predicted model, not a curated record. The transcript has 2 exons.